GACCGGGCCGUCACUUCGCCACCCGGGCUGCUCCUGUAAGCGAUGGCUCCCUUCGUGACCUUGGUCCUGCUUGGGCUGCUCUCGCUGUCUGGCCUGAACGCCGUCCCGCGUCCUCCGAAGGUUCAGGUUUACUCACGACACCCCGCAGAGAAUGGAAAACCAAAUUACCUGAACUGCUAUGUGUCUGGGUUCCAUCCACCCCAGAUUGAGAUUGAUUUGCUGAAGAAUGGGGAGAAGAUGAAAGUGGAGCGAUCAGACCUGUCUUUCAGCAAGGACUGGUCUUUCUACCUUCUGGUCCACGCUGAGUUCACUCCCAACGGAGUGGAUCAGUACAGCUGCCGUGUGAAACACGUUACUCUCACAGAGCCCCUGAUAGUUAACUGGGAUCGAGACCACUAACCAGCAUCAUGGAGGUUUGAAGAUGCCUCAUUUGGAUUGGACUAAUCCCAAAUUCUGUUUUCUUGCUUUUUAAUACUGAUAAGCUUUUAUGCUUUAUGGACAUAAAUCAGUAGUUAUAUUGAUGUUACCACAAAUAUCAUCUUCUUUAUAAUUUUUCUUUGUGCACUACGUCUCCAUGUUUGACCUGUCUUGGUUGUAGCUGUAGUUGGGGUGCUGGCAGCUUAGAGGUGGGGAGGAAAGAACUCUCACGUUCAGCAUCAACAUCUUGGUCAAAUUUAAGGUCUUUAUUGUCUUUUGCACACAAAACUAGGUAGUAAGAUAACUAUACAUAUUUAGAGUAAACCUCCAAUUUGUAAUGUUUCUUAGAAUUUUGGAAAAUUUUUGGAAAGAUAAUUGUCAGAAUUAUUGGAAACUUGUUAUAGCGGAUGACAUUUUGUCAUAUGAAAUCAUAUUUACUUAACACCUGUCAGUAUGAGACAUGGUUGUGCCUGUUUUUAUGUUAUUUUGUUUCACUAAUUAAAAUGCUGGUAAAACUUGA
Mesoplodon densirostris (Blainville's beaked whale) is the source of this 937-nucleotide messenger RNA. Its product is annotated as beta-2-microglobulin-like. The transcript has 4 exons. NCBI's taxonomy places the organism in Eukaryota, Metazoa, Chordata, Mammalia, Artiodactyla, Ziphiidae. Gene Ontology annotation, molecular function: MHC class II protein complex binding. The coding region runs from base 43 to 399 and encodes 118 amino acids. Gene Ontology annotation, cellular component: MHC class I protein complex; MHC class II protein complex. Gene Ontology annotation, biological process: positive regulation of T cell activation; antigen processing and presentation of exogenous peptide antigen via MHC class II; peptide antigen assembly with MHC class II protein complex. The record is from RefSeq and is a predicted model, not a curated record.